CUGGAGCCUUCUUGGGAGGCGGGAUUAGGAGGCCAGAAGGAGAUCCCUUCCAGGGUGCUAGGCCGAGAUGGAUCUCCUCAGGGCCCAACAGCUGGCUGCAGAGCUGGAGGUGGAGAUGAUGGGCGAUAUGUGCAACAGAAUGACCAGUGCCUGCCACCGGAAGUGUGUGCCUCCUCACUACAAGGAAGCAGAGCUGUCCAAGGGCGAAUCUGUGUGCCUGGACCAAUGUGUGUCUAAGUACCUGGACAUCCAUGAGCGGAUGGGCAAAAAGUUGACAGAGUUGUCUAUGCAUGAUGAAGAGCUGAUAAAGACGGUGCAGCAGAGCUCUGGACCCUUGUGAGGUCUCAGUCAGUAUACACCCUGGGCUACAUCCCACCCCUCCCCACUUGAAUAAAAGUGCCCCCUGUUGGGUGUCAUCUGUGAAGACUGCCAGGCCUAAGCUCUCGGUAGAGAGUCUUCAAGA
This is a messenger RNA of Cebus imitator (Panamanian white-faced capuchin), 463 nucleotides long. Its product is annotated as mitochondrial import inner membrane translocase subunit Tim10-like. The record is from RefSeq and is a predicted model, not a curated record. Gene Ontology annotation, cellular component: mitochondrial inner membrane. Lineage: Eukaryota; Metazoa; Chordata; Mammalia; Primates; Cebidae. The coding region runs from base 68 to 340 and encodes 90 amino acids. Gene Ontology annotation, biological process: protein insertion into mitochondrial inner membrane. The transcript has a single exon.